Molecule: messenger RNA, 420 nt
Organism: Aspergillus wentii DTO 134E9
Lineage: Eukaryota; Fungi; Ascomycota; Eurotiomycetes; Eurotiales; Aspergillaceae
Product: RPEL repeat-containing protein
Exons: 3
Coding region: 1-420 (139 amino acids)
Source: RefSeq, a predicted model, not a curated record
AUGGCCACUGCCAACAUCGACGAGACCCCGCUCUCUGUAUCCAUCGAGAGACGCAACUCCCUCGAGAAGCAUCUUCAGAAUCGUCCUGAUCAGCAGGAUCUGAAAGAGAAACAUAUUCUUCUCGAUACGAACGUUGCUCCAUCCUUGCAGGCAGCGAGACAGGAGCUCGCCCGUCAGCGUAUGUCAGACGAUCUCAAGAAACACAUUGAACGUCGCCCCGAUCGUGAGGAGCUUGUUGAGCGAAAUAUCCUCCCAUCUACAAACGCCGCCCCGGCUCUCCAAGCCCACGCCCGCGAACUCGAAAAGCACAUGUUGGCUGAUACCCUCGACCACAAGAUCCAGAAUAGACCACAGCCCGAGGAGCUCAUCUCCCAGGGUAUCCUGACCGAGGAUGAAGAUCCACGGAACCCGUCUGUUUAA